AUGACUGCACAAAAACCAAUUCCUGCAGAACUACUUUUAGUCAUCAACUUUCUCAGAAAUACUUCAGAAUCCGAGUUUCGGCUGCGUCAAGGUUUUUUAAAUGGAAAGAGAGUCGAGUUCUUCAAGGGCAAGCAUGCUGUAAAUGCUCUUCUUCGCGAGCCCUAUAGAAAAGAUCCAAAAAGACCCACAGUCGCAGAUAGAUCAGCUGGUGAAGCCAUGAUCUCAUCGCUUCUUGAUCAUCAUGUUUUUGCACCAGCUUCCAAAGAACCUAAAAGUCAGAAGCUUGGUCUUGUGCCGCCAGGAAAGCCAUUCGACGAGGAUGAUUAUUACGUUUGGGUAUACGAGGGUUCUCAAUUGACUGGCACGCUGAUUGGUGUUGGCAUACUUUUACUUACUUUUGCUGGCGUAAUGUUCCCAUUGUGGCCAGAGCCAAUGCGACAGGGAGUGUACUAUCUGUCACUUGGAAUGAUGGGACUUAUCGGUGCUCUUAUGGCUAUUGCCGUGUUGCGUCUCAUUAUCUGGGUCGUGCUGCUACUGGUUAUCGGCCAAGGCGGUUGGUUGUUCCCCAAUCUAUGGGCUGACGUUGGCAUCAUCGAAAGCUUUAUGCCACUAUGGGGAUGGGAUGAAAAGAAAAAGAUAAAGGGCUCAAAGUCCUCUUAGGCAAUCAGUCAAAUACAUUAGCAAGAGUGCAUCAUCAAUGGUAUUGUGGGAAUAAUUGCGAUUAAACAAAGGCGUAUAAAAUCAUGUCUUGAUUUGCAAUUGCUUAAAUUUUGGUCUACUUUUCCUUUUGAUCGUUUUUGUUCCGGUUGGUGAGAGUGGCAUUUUCGUUGUGGGCAGUGUCUGCUUUAACAACUUUGGAAGCAGGCAUGACUGGUGGUGGAAUUUGUGUAGCCUUUAUAGAGGAAAUGUCAAGCUCGAGCUGGAUAAUGCGAUACACAUCCAUAAAUCUACGAUACAAGACACUUGUUGACAGUUGCAACAAUCAGUCAUUACAUAAUCAUGAGCUGGAUGAUGCGUUUUGAGCGACAAUAUCCAAAAUUGGUCAAAAAACACUUACAGAAUCAUAAACAGCGUAAAUGCGCUCAUGUAUACGUUGCGUUGCGAGUAGAAUCGUUGGUAUUUGCUUUGAAGUUCUUGGUUUCAAUUUCAAAUACAUUAUGCCAGGUUAGUCUGGAUCUGCCACUUGAAUUGAAAUAGCAGACAUAUGAUCUUACCCAUGGUGUAUUCAGAACUUCCUGAAUGAUGGUUGUGAUGAUGACCAUGAUCAUGGGUCUCACUUUCCAGCUUAAACAAUCGAAGAACAUUGUCAGCAAACACUCCAGAAAUAAUCAAAAGUGCGAUCCUGGCUGUCCACACAGCAUAUUCAUUGCUUGAGAUCUUGCCAAACCAAUUCAUAGCAUCUUUGCGACUACAAGGAAUAAGAAUAUAGACAGUACAAGUCAACGUUAAAACAAGGCAAAAGUAUAAAGUGUGCAUGCAUAGAUGCUCAUAGAUUGAAGUAGUUCAAGACCAUUAAACUCACGUUUUUGCAGCAAUGAAUGAGAGUGGAAUCAAUGACAACAGAUAGAAUAAAACCUCAAUCCACAAUACAUAGUAAGUAAGUUUGUUAAACAGCGACAUGGUUUCUUAUUGAGUGAG
Molecule: messenger RNA, 1638 nt
Organism: Batrachochytrium dendrobatidis JAM81
Lineage: Eukaryota; Fungi; Chytridiomycota; Chytridiomycetes; Rhizophydiales
Product: Sec63 complex subunit SEC62
Exons: 4
Coding region: 1-660 (219 amino acids)
Biological process (GO): post-translational protein targeting to membrane, translocation
Cellular component (GO): endoplasmic reticulum membrane; endoplasmic reticulum
Source: RefSeq, a predicted model, not a curated record